This is a messenger RNA of Phoenix dactylifera (date palm), 1536 nucleotides long. Its product is annotated as protein FANTASTIC FOUR 2-like. The record is from RefSeq and is a predicted model, not a curated record. NCBI's taxonomy places the organism in Eukaryota, Viridiplantae, Streptophyta, Magnoliopsida, Arecales, Arecaceae.
CUUAAGUUUAGCCACGUUUACUCAACAUCAUUUUUGUGGUCAGGAACUCUUCGCUUAGUUAAAUUUGGUCACCGUUACUCAUCAUCCGUUUUCGCAUCUCGAAAAUUUAAUAUUUUUUGACCCUCUCCACUCCCUAUAUAAACUAGUGGCAGGACAAAGAGCAGUCGCCAUCCCUUCCUGUGGCCUAAGAAUUGUUUACUCUUUCCUCUUCUCUUCCUCCUCUUCUUGCUCUUCUUUUUCCUACUAGUCUUCUUCUGUUUCUUUCAUUGGCACUAUUCUGCUCUGUUUCUUGCACUGUUUCUUGUUCUCUGUUUUCUUCGUCAUGCCGUCGAUGUCGAUGUUGUUGUCAUCCUCGGUGUGCCAAGGGCUCCACCCUUUGAAACUUAAGCAGCCACAAAUCCGAAGAUGGGUUCUUCUAUCCUGUACCCGCAAAGAUCAUGCAACAUCCAAGAAAGCCAAUGAAGAGAUGGAUAGUGGUGGCGGCGGCAGCGGCGGCGGCGGUGAAGGUGAACGGAGUCCCAUCUACUUUUUUCCCAGUCCCUCGAAAAGCCCUCCAAUGGCCGUAGACAUGUCAUGGCCCGUCGCCAAAACUUCUCCACCUCCAGCAACCAAGCGAGCGAUCCAUGGGAAGAAGAACUUGGCAAUGUGCACAGAGACUUUAGGCUGCGAGACCGGCGCAGUAUACCCUGUCGGUUACUUUGAUGCUGAUGCUGAGAACGGCCACACCGGACGUCCAAAAGAAGAAAUGGUGGCGAUGAGGAGAAAGAGGGGGAGCGAGAGAACCGGGUUUCCUCCACCGCUGACCACGCUGUUGGGGGGGUCCCGCCUUCGUAUCUUGAGCAGGAGGGAGAAUGGCAGGCUGCUGCUACAGCCUGUCAAGCCAUCCGUCAUGGAAGCCGAGAGGACCGACGGUCGACUUCGCCUUCGUUUCUACUGCGGCAGGCCUUUCCACUCCAAUGACAAAGAAGUAGGAGAGUUGGAGUAUGAGGAGGCGAAAGAAGAGGAGGAAGAAGAGGGGGGUUACUUGGGUGUUGUUGGUAUGGAGAUGAAUGAGAUGAGCUACAGCAGUAUCAGUGGUGGGGAGGAGAUGGGGAUUGGGAGGUUUAGAAGGCCUGGUGGUUGUAAGGAGGAAGAGGGUGGUGGGCACGGGGGCAUGGCAAGCCGCAGCAAGGUGAUGCUCAACUGGGAGGCAGAGGCUUUCUGGGUCGCCAGCUCCUGAAAGCUUGCCAUGGUUUCAAGGAGAGGAAGAGCUUCUCAUAGUGCUUUCUAAACGUUGCUCUCCAUUCUAUCCAGCUAUCUAUAGCAGAGCAUAUAGUUUCCUCUAUCUUUUGUCUCUCUAAAGUCAUGAAGUUCCUCUCUCUCUCUCUCUCUCUCUCUUCUUUGUUAGUCAAAGUGGUUGCCGUUUGGCAAGCUAGGCUUAUGACGGACUCAGAGGAUGGUGUUUUAGGGGCAUUAGGUUAGGUUUAUGAGGAUCCUGCUUCUUUGGACAACCUCUAGUGUUUGUGGAUGGUUGUACUUGUUUUUUUUUUUAAAAAA